Molecule: messenger RNA, 2074 nt
Organism: Equus caballus (horse)
Lineage: Eukaryota; Metazoa; Chordata; Mammalia; Perissodactyla; Equidae
Gene: DPAGT1
Product: dolichyl-phosphate N-acetylglucosaminephosphotransferase 1
Biological process (GO): dolichol-linked oligosaccharide biosynthetic process; protein N-linked glycosylation
Cellular component (GO): membrane
Molecular function (GO): UDP-N-acetylglucosamine-dolichyl-phosphate N-acetylglucosaminephosphotransferase activity
Source: RefSeq, a predicted model, not a curated record
UUGUUUUUUCAAAACACUAUGAUGACUCAACUUUGGAAUAAAGGAUGUAGUCUAAAGUAACACUUCUGUCCCUACGCUUAUGCCCAUAUUAAAAAUGGCCGCCUCCGCCUUCCGCGGUGAUAGUUGCUCUGCGAACAAGAUCCGGGCGGAAACAGAGGGUACGCAAGUACGGUGGGGCGGAGCGCAGGAUGACUUAUAGAGGCUCGCGGGAGUCCCCAGGACGGCUCUAGUCAGAGUUGUUGGGGUUUGGUCAGGCUGGUGUAGGAAAACCCAGCCUGUGGGGAGCGGCCACUUCUUAACUGCUGGGGGCUCAGGGCUUCUGCCCGACUUGCCCGUUAUCUGAGGAGCUGGCGGAGCGGACCCCCCGGCCGGUCACCAUGUGGGCCUUCCCGGAGUUGCCGAUGCCGCUGCUGGUGAAUUUGAUCGGCUCGCUGCUGGGAUUUGUGGCCACACUCACCCUCAUCCCCGCCUUCCGUGGCCACUUCAUCGCCGCGCGCCUCUGUGGCCAGGACCUCAACAAAUCCGACCGGCAGCAGAUCCCAGAGUCCCAGGGAGUGAUCAGCGGUGCUGUUUUCCUUAUCAUCCUCUUCUGCUUCAUCCCUUUCCCUUUCCUGAACUGCUUUGUGGAGGAGCAGUGUAAAGCCUUCCCCCACCACGAAUUUGUGGCCCUGAUAGGUGCGCUCCUUGCCAUCUGCUGCAUGAUUUUUCUGGGCUUCGCGGAUGAUGUACUGAAUCUGCGCUGGCGCCAUAAGCUGCUGCUGCCCACAGCUGCCUCACUACCUCUUCUCAUGGUCUAUUUUACCAACUUUGGCAACACGACCAUUGUGGUACCCAAGCCUUUCCGUCCAAUUCUUGGCCUGCAUCUGGACUUGGGGAUCCUGUACUAUGUCUACAUGGGGCUGCUGGCAGUAUUCUGUACCAAUGCCAUCAAUAUCCUAGCAGGAAUUAACGGCCUAGAGGCUGGCCAGUCGUUAGUCAUUUCUGCUUCCAUCAUUGUCUUCAACCUGGUGGAGCUGGAAGGUGAUUAUCGAGAUGAUCAUGUGUUUUCCCUCUACUUCAUGAUACCCUUUUUUUUCACCACCUUGGGAUUGCUCUAUCAUAACUGGUACCCAUCACGGGUGUUUGUGGGAGAUACCUUCUGUUACUUUGCUGGCAUGACCUUUGCCGUGGUGGGCAUCUUGGGACACUUCAGCAAGACCAUGCUACUCUUCUUCAUGCCCCAGGUGUUCAACUUCCUCUACUCACUGCCUCAACUCCUGCAUAUCAUCCCGUGCCCUCGCCACCGUAUACCCAGACUCAAUACCAAGACAGGCAAACUGGAGAUGAGCUAUUCCAAGUUCAAGACCAAGAGCCUCUCUUUCUUGGGCACCUUUAUUCUAAAGGUAGCAGAGAGCCUCCAGCUUGUGACAGUGCGCCAGAGUGAGAAUGAGGAUGGUGCCUUCACCGAGUGUAACAACAUGACCCUCAUUAACUUGCUACUUAAAGUCUUUGGGCCCAUGCAUGAGAGAAAUCUUACCCUGUUCCUGCUGCUGCUACAGAUCCUGGGCAGUGCUGUCACCUUCUCCAUUCGGUACCAGCUUGUCCGACUCUUCUAUGAUGUCUGAGUCCCGUGAUCAUUGCCCUUUACUUCACAGUCUCGGGGGUUCCUGACUCAGGCCAACCUCUUUCUGGACCAGGACUGCCUUCUGGCCCAGGCCUCUCCCACCCUUCAUUUUCCUACAGAUUUUGUCCUCAGCAUUUCCUUUGCCCUGUGAUUAUGGACAUCCUGGGCUUUUCUUGCCCUCUGGUGAUUAUUGAUUGGACUUUGCCUAUGGCUUUCUUCAACUUGCCACUCUCCCUCUCCAUCCCAUCUUUGCAGCCUCCUAAGGUGGGAUACUGAAGCUUUUAUGCAGUUAUCUACAACUCUGACUCUCAAGGAAUUUGUUGGGCCUGGGGCUAGAACCCUGGCUGCGGAUAGGGACACAGGCUGGAAAGAUGACUUGACAUUUGCCUAUAAAUUAAGUAUUCUAAUUAGUAAGAGCUGACCUGGGGGCCAAGUGCUCCUUGUGGUGACAAUAAAGUGGUUUUUUCUUUU